GCCAUUAUUCUUAUAGAAUCGAGCGCGGGAUCGCGCGUCGCGUUCUACCGGGCGAUAUAAUUGUUUACGUCAAUUUUUUUUUUCUUAAUUAAUGACAAAAACAUCGUGCAGUUAAAAAUGAUUGGAGCACUCACGUAUCUUCUAGUCAUAGCUUUGGCGGUGCCGACAUACGAACAAAGCACCCCCGCCUCACCAUGUCCCAACGUGUUCAUGUACGAGCCGUCCGGGACCGAGCCGGGCCGGUGGUACGGAGUCGUCAACCUGUCCACAGACAGCACCCUGCACUCGUUGUGGCUCAACAUUGUGCUGGACAGCAAGGCUGAUAUACUUGGUAAUUGGGUGGGAGACGUAACAACGACCGACAACAUAGACUUCAAGGUAGAGAAUACAAAGAUGAAAAUCCACCCAGGACCCGCCGUAGCGGUGCGUUUUUUCGUCCAAUACAAUCAAUUGAAGACACCAAUCCCUCGUCUCCAAGCAAUAAGACUUAACGGGCGAGAGAUUUGCAACGCAAACAAUCCUCAACCAGCAGUCGAUAGACCAGAAACGAGCUCGUCGAGACCUUUAUCAAGGCCGGACUCAACGCUAAAUCGUCCGCAGACUGGCAGACCGGAGUCCAACCAGGAAACAAUAAGACCAGUCGCGACAAGGCCAGUCGAGAGUAGACCACAAAGGCCGUCAAUCAGACCUGAGGACACACCAAUAACCAGACCUGUGCAUGGAACCCCUUCUAACUCUGGGCCUGUGUACAUUCCAACGUCUAACCCACCAAUAGAUCAGAUCAAUGUCAACCCAUAUGGAAUUGAUAGCCGGCCACAGUCUAGCAACAGGCCAAACAACGGAUACGGCCUGACCACAUCUUCGUACGGUACCACCACGGAGAGUGAUAGCAGCGAAAUUGAUGAUUUCGAUUCCGUAAGUAAGCCAGACCCCAGCGUGUAUUUCACUGGUGGUCUACAGACCAUUAUAGUGCCGGGCGACUCGGAUGGUUCCAAGAACAACAACAACUAUAAUGGCAACAGCAACAACAGCAACAAUCGUAAACCAAGGAGUCAAUGUGGAAAGGUGACAAUAAACAAACCUAACCCUCUAAUUGUGAACGGGAAGCCGACGUUGGAGGGACAGUGGCCUUGGCAAAUAGCACUUUAUCAAACUCAGACGGUGGACAGCAAGUACAUCUGUGGCGGGACGCUGGUGACGCACCUGCACGUGAUCACGGCCGCGCAUUGCGUCACGCGCAAGGGCUCCAGCAGAGUCGUCAACAAGAACACCCUCACGGUGUACCUGGGGAAACAUAACUUGAGGACUUCUGUCAAAGGCGUUCAGAUUAGACUGGUAGAAGAAAUAAUUGUACACCCGCAAUACAACGCGUCCUCGUUCAGCCGCGACGUCGCCAUCUUGAAGCUGAUCGAGCCAGUACAGUAUACUGACUACGUGCGGCCGAUCUGCAUCUGGCCAGACAACCAAAUCGAUCUCAACAACGUUAUCGGGAAGAAGGGCUCCGUGGUAGGCUGGGGCUUCGACGAAACCGGCGUUGCAACAGAGGAACUGACACUUGUAGAAAUGCCAGUCGUCGACCAAGAAACAUGCAUCAGAUCGUACAGCGACUUCUUUGCAAGGUUCACGUCGCAGUACACCUACUGCGCCGGCUACAGAGACGGCACUUCAGUAUGCAACGGUGACAGCGGCGGUGGCAUGGUAUUCGAAAUAAACGACAGUUGGUACCUCAGAGGCCUUGUCUCGCUCUCCGUUGCCAGGCAAAAUGAAUACCGAUGCGAUCCCUCGCAUUAUGUCGUAUUCACCGACUUAGCCAAGUUCUUGCCUUGGAUACGAGAGAAUAUUAACAAUUAUUAAUCUAUUAUAUUUGAAAUAUGCAAUGCAACUUCACUGAAAUUUCAAAUAUUUAGUAUAGUCAUUUUUAUACAGAAUUAAUUUUGUGACCCUUGAUGAGAUCACAUUACAUGCUUCCAUAAAUCUUCAAAAUCAAAAUAUAUUGGUUGUAUAUUAAAUGUAUUAUUAUUAUUAUACUGAAAUUCAAAGGAACCACUUUAAAAUAUAAGUGAUAUCGUAUCGAUCUCUUUAAAGAAUAGACUCAAGAAAAUUUCACUUUGCAGCUUGUAACCGCUAAUUAAUCUGUGUUUAGGAAGUACUCUGUGCUGUCAAAUUAAAAAUUUAAGUGUGACGUUCCCUUUUGACCUUUUGUCACUGUGGCGCAUCAUGCGUAAACGUAUCUAUUAUAGUAUGUUCGCUUACAUAUAUGGUCGGCUUUGUAUCGCGCCGCCUUAGCACAUGCCGAAAUUUGUCAAAGCCGCGACAUCAAAGGUCGCCGCGUGCUUUGUACACCCGAAGGAGAAUUUAGCAUUUUAAAACAAAGCGCCGUAGUGAAAGGUUCUUUACUACCCCACUUGUUUUUAUUAGGUAUUUUAUUACAAUAACCAUAAGAAUAAAAUAGUAUUCUAUUUUAUUCAUCGAAUAGAAAACCAUUUAUUUAACAAACACAGUAAAAAUAAUAAAAUAAAAGCAAAAUAAUAAGGGGGUACGGCCACUAUCUUAGCGAACAGACUAUACAAUAAUUCUAAUGUGAUAAUUAUGUACCUACUGUCGCAUCAUAUUGCUCUCUAUUUUAUUAGUUUCAGGGCUGAUUUUUCGAUCUUCAAAGUUAUUUAUGAAAUAAGUAUAAACUGAAGGAAUGUUUUAACUUUGUUUUUUAGUUUUUAUCCUAUGAAUGGUAGUCUAAUAUGAAUUAUAUUAUGUAAUUGGUUUCUUGGUAACAUUGAGAUAUUGUACGUAAGUACAAUUAACUUCAAUGUUCGAAAACGGUCUUUUAAAAUUUGAAUGAAAUUUUUAGUUAGAUAAUGGUUUACUUUCCUUUUUUAGUAUAUCAAGAUAGAUUUUAUCUGUCAGAUUCAUUUGCUUAACGCCGGACAAUUGCUCAAUGGUCGGUCCAACAGGUACCUACAAAGUAUAAACUUAUAAAUCUGUUGAUUGAAUUAUCAGCUCUUAUGAAACUGAAUAUAAUUAUACGAUUACUUCGAUCUAUGUGAAUUAAUAUUAAUCUUUAAUGUAUAGGAAUGUUAUGUACUUCAAUUAUAAUUCUGUAUUUUAAAUGAAUUUUAAUAGGUACAUAUGUUUUGAAACGUAUUUGGGGGUAAUAACGACGGUGUUAAAUCGAUAUAUACUCUUUAAGUUAGUGCAUUAUGUAGUUAAUUUACUGUAUUAUUUUAUUGUUUACAUUUUGGCAAUUUUUUAACAUUGUAUACUUUUUAUAGUAGAUAAACUUAGCGUAAGUUCAGUAGGAGUUGCUAUGUUAAUAAAUUUACAUUCUUUAUUCUUUUUUCAAAUUGUCUAAGAUUUAUUCUUAAUUUCAAAUUCAAAUUCAAUAAAUAUCCACAAGUUAUAUUGCAAUCGAGUGAUUUCUAUCAUAGCGAAAAAAAAUUUCAAUCGAGGACGUAAUAAAAGAAGUUAUAU
Parnassius mnemosyne (clouded apollo) is the source of this 3468-nucleotide messenger RNA. The record is from the annotation of a GenBank genome assembly. Lineage: Eukaryota; Metazoa; Arthropoda; Insecta; Lepidoptera; Papilionidae.